GGAUGUACGUCAUUACAUGAUUGAGUACAUUGUUUUUACGUGGGGAUCUCGAGUGUCACGUUAGCUGUUACAGUAAGUAGACCAUGAGUCUGUCAGCAGCCCCACCCAGCUAUGCUGAAGCUACAGCAGGAGAUAAAGAACAAGGAGCUUCUGGUAGCUUCACUUACGCCUCCCAGCCUCCCCCAAUCCCACCCCCAACCAUGCCCAUGCACCCCAGCUGGGCUUAUGUGCAUCCCGGCCCCAGUCCAGGAUAUUCCAAUGCGUAUGCUGCAGACAUGUCCUCACCCUUCUCUGACCCGAGCUCCAGCAGCAGCUUCGACGGCCUCAGUGGAAGCAACUGGGAGGACAAGAAUGUCCGCCGCAUGUUCAUCAGGAAGGUCUUCUGUAUCCUCAUGGUUCAGCUCAUGGUCACAUUUGGUGUGGUGUCACUCUUCACAUUUUGUGAACCAGUCCGGAAGUUUGUACAGUACAAUCGAGUUUUCUAUCUGACCUCAUACAUGACUUUUAUGGGAACAUACCUGAUGCUUGUAUGCAGCACAAAUGCACGACGAAGAUACCCUACCAAUAUGAUCCUUCUAGCCAUUUUUACUUUGGCAAUGUCCUAUAUGGCAGGCAUGCUUGCCAGUCUUGAAAAGCAUGUAUUUCAUUCGCAGGUCUUCUGUAUCCUCAUGGUUCAGCUCAUGGUCACAUUUGGUGUGGUGUCACUCUUCACAUUUUGUGAACCAGUCCGGAAGUUUCAUGACUUUUAUGGGAACAUACCUGAUGCUUGUAUGCAGCACAAAUGCACGGUUGACUUCACCACCUGUCAUGGAUUACUUUUCUCCCUCAUGAUGGUGCUGAUGAUCACCGGGCUUCUGCUGUUCUUCACUGCACCAUUUGGAUAUAUACCCUGGUUGCAUACUGCUUAUGCUGGAUUUGGUGCUCUGGUUUUCACUCUGUUUCUGGCGUUUGACAUGCAGCUGCUGAUCGGCAACAGGCGGUACUCUCUGAACCCAGAGGAGCAUGUGUUCGGAGCCAUCUGCCUCUACAUGGAUGUGGUUUACAUAUUCCUCUUUUUCCUUCAGCUCUUUGGGAGCCGUGAGUGAGGUGUUCAUGCUGUGUCCAGGCUUUAGCCUUUGUCCUCUUUUACACACACACACACACACACACACACACACACACCCUUCUCAUUUACUCCAAGGUUUGGUGAGGAGCGAACAGUCUUCCUUCAUUCUGUGUGGCAGUUGAAGUUUGAUGUGUGCUGUUGUUUUCCUUCUGGUCAUGGUUAGGCAGCUCUUUGCACACCUCGUAUGCACCCUCGCUGCAAGAUAACCAUGCUACCAAUCAGAUAUACACAUGCUGUUCAGGGUCGACAAUCACUGCACAUCAUUUUUGUGUUUUCAGUUCAAGUGAUUUGAAAAACCCUAGGCCAUCUGCAUUGAAUAAUGUUUAGAAUUCCAGCACACAAUAAUCUGAAAAAAAUACUUACUUGUCAAUGGAUAAUAUCCCUUCGUUUGCACGUUGUAUAGUUGAAAUGAAUCUUCUGACAGGCGAUCACUAAAUGUAUAACAGUACCUUCAACCUAAGUUUCGUCAAUCAGCAACAUUGUGCAGUGAAAUUAUGCCAGAGCUAGAGAGGCCUGUAUGUGACACUUUGAAUUGCUUUUUGUGCAAUAACCUGCUCUUGAAUGGGAGACAGAAGCUGGAGCUUACAGGAACUUGUUGCGGUCAGUAAAUAUUUUGUGCCUCUGAAUGCUGGUUGAUAAUGAGAUUUCAGUGUUGUUGUAUGCAGCCAAUGCAGAUUUAUAAAAAAAAAAAAAAAAUUAUUAUUAUUAUACUGUGUGCCAAAUAUAGUUCUGUCACGUGAGAGAUUUUAAUUGCAGCACUUGGUCCAACAGGUCAGUUGUGAGGUCUGCAAUAUAUGUCUAUGAAUUGCCUCAUAAAUUAACUCGUAAGUGUGUGAUGCUUGGGUGUUUUUGUUCAUUUCCAAGACACUUGAUUGCUUUUAUUUCUAAUUUUCUAAGUCACAUUUGAGUCAAAUGUUUGAAAUACUGAAUUAUCAGGUGCUGACUUAUUUGAAAAGAGAUGACUUGUUACAUUCAGUAGAGACAAAAGAUGAUAUAAUGUAUUUUAUGAUUUGUUUCAAGCACAUAGGGCUUAUAUUCCAUGGGCUUCAAUAUACUUCUCUUGUCUCUUAAGAACUUAUAGAGUGUGUUGACAUUUUAAUUUGGGAAAACUUCUUAAUUCUGAAAACCUCAAUAGGUUUUUAGGUCAUUUACACCUAUAUUGACAUUCCUCUUUGCUUGCAUUUUAAACUGUUUCUAUAAAUUAAGCAUUCAUCUUUUUGAUGGAUUGGUGUUUCAUUUGUCACAGUGGGUUAUAAGAGAUUUGGGUAGAAAGCCUCACAUACCCAUACUCUUUAUUUCUUGAUUUAAGGUUAUACUAACCUACAGUAUUGUUACUGAAAUGGCAGUUUAAAAAACACAAAUGUAUGUAUUUUCUCAUAUGUACAUUUCACACAUGCAACUUUGUUCCUUUUUAGAUUAAAUGUAUAAAUGCUUUACAGACACUGAACGCUUAACAUGCUUGGUUUUGAAAGCUAUUUUUUCAGCUGAAGGAUUUCAAUUUGAGGUGAUCUGUGUAAUUUUUUUGUGAAGUCUUAUUGUACACGUGCAUAUUAAGUGUGAGUGUAUAUGGAUCACCCUAUGCCUUUCCUAUCUCUCUCUCUGUGCACUUCUGUGUCUACAAAUGAAUACGUUUAACCUAUAAUUACUGCAUGAUCUGUGGUACAGAGACCCACUGUGUGCUACUUUAGAACUGAAAAGCAUUCCUUCUUUUUCCUGUUAAAAUACUAAUGGCCAGUGGGUGAUUACAGGAUAUUGUGUUGUUUUGUAACCUCAUCUGUGCUUUAGUAAAAUAAAUAAACAGAACCGUGAAUAAUAAA
Sinocyclocheilus grahami is the source of this 2922-nucleotide messenger RNA. RefSeq names its product protein lifeguard 2-like. Gene Ontology annotation, cellular component: membrane; endoplasmic reticulum; Golgi apparatus. The transcript has 14 exons. Gene Ontology annotation, biological process: negative regulation of apoptotic signaling pathway. The record is from RefSeq and is a predicted model, not a curated record. NCBI's taxonomy places the organism in Eukaryota, Metazoa, Chordata, Actinopteri, Cypriniformes, Cyprinidae. The coding region runs from base 84 to 1085 and encodes 333 amino acids.